This is a messenger RNA of Phytophthora infestans T30-4, 1800 nucleotides long. RefSeq names its product croquemort-like mating protein M82, putative. Gene Ontology annotation, cellular component: membrane; cytoplasm. Gene Ontology annotation, molecular function: scavenger receptor activity. Bases 1 to 1800 code for a protein of 599 amino acids. NCBI's taxonomy places the organism in Eukaryota, Oomycota, Peronosporomycetes, Peronosporales, Peronosporaceae. The transcript is spliced from 2 exons. The record is from RefSeq and is a predicted model, not a curated record.
AUGUUCAAUGCCUCGAAUGCCGAAGCAUACCUAGCCGGUGACGCCUCCAAGCUGCAACUGGUGGAAAGUGGGCCCUACGUUUUCCGUCGCCGCGAGUUCAAGAUCGACAUCAACUUCCUGGACGACGGGGCUCGAGUGAGCUACAAGUCCUACACUUACCACACGUUCGAGGAAUCGCUGAGCUGCGACGGAUGCUCCGAUCUGGACAAAUUCACGAGCUUCGACGUCGGAUACCUGAACGUCAUUGCGCAGGCAGGGGGAGAAAAGGCCUUUGGACCGCAGAUGAUGCGCUGGGUCAAUGGGCUCAACUCGCUGGAUCCCGUUGCCAUGAACACCGUCGCGAGUGGUGGCAAAGUGCUGACUUUCCUGGCUACAGGGCCACAAGCUAUUGCAGACUUGGAUCUGUCCGGGUUCGUCUACAACGGACUAUUCGUCACCCGAACGGUGUCGCAGUGGGCUCUAGGGUACCCGAGUCUGCUGGCUGGAUUGGGUCUGGGCAGCGAGUUCAUCUCGAGCUGCAAUGUAACGAAUGGAUGGAACAGCCAAUGUGCGAGCUGUGAGGGAGACGCUUGUCUAGAUAUCUGGUAUGAAUGCAAACAAUGCGCUCUGGGGGCAAGCGUCGUCGCGAUCAACAACGUCACAUGCGGGGUCAUCGAGGAGAUCUACGCUGCGGAAUAUGGUGCGGAAGAAGCAGCCACGUUUAGAGACAACACGUGCAAUCUGUGCGAAGCUUUUGGACUUUGUGCUGCCCCUCUGCCUGGUAUCGCUGAGGAUUCGGGACUCGACUACUCCAAGACGCCCCCUUCGGCUGAUAAUCUCGAGACAUACAUCCAGGUUACAGGCUGCAAGGAUGACUCAAAGAUUCUUGAGUAUGAAGAGUUUAAUGGCUUCACCUCUACGCCGUUGUGGGUCACCACACUCGGCGAGGAACGUCGCAACCCGACACUGGUGGAAAUCAUCGCGUUCAACGACUACGGGAACUGUGCCAAGCCCACAGCAAACCUCACGUGCAGUGCCGUUGAAGGCAACGAUGCCACCAGCAUUAAACCUGGAGGUGCUGGCAUGACUGGCUUUGAGGACACUUUGACGCAGACAUUAUCCGAUAUGUUUCUGGAUGAAGGGAAGCAGAACGUAACUUUAUACUUGACCGGACAGGAGGUCGACCACGAGGGGAUCACUCUUCAUCGCUUCAGUCCUCCCAAUGAUCUGCUGGUCAACUCGCAGUUUAACAACGCCAAGGGUACAGGCUGGCCGGUGGAUGGCGUGCAGCCCUUAGUGUUCUCUACAGGGUUCUUGGCGUAUGUGUCCUACCCGAUCUACAUAUACGGCAACACGACGCUACUGGACGCCGUAGAGAUCACCAUGAGCGACGGCGUGGUGGCGUCUGGAGACUCCAUGUACGACUUGGGCGACUUGAAACAAGAGUACAUUGACAAAUACGUGACGUACAUCGACGUGGAGGCUGGAACAAGCAAGACGAUGGUGGCCCACAAGCGACUGAUGGCGUCGUACGCCAUGUCGUGCUCGGCUCUGAACGAGUCGGCGCCAAUGUCUGACGUGCUGUGGCCCAACCUCGAGGCGGAGGUUAUCUUCCCUGCUUAUUGGGGCGAGGAGAGCGCUACGGUCGGCAGCUCGUCGGUGGACUAUUACCAUCUCGUUCAGCGCCUGCUUAAGUCGGUCUUACCAGUGCUUAUAGUCGGCAUCAUCGUUGGACUGGCGCUAGUGGGAGGCGGCUUCUUCCACCGGCGCAGGAUGGUGACGCAACACGCUCAGCAGAAGGACCCGACAGGUGAAGUGUGA